AUUCAUUAAAUUGCUUUGGUAUCCGUGUAUCGAAGAUGUAAGUAGUCUCGAGUUGGCCCCUCGUGGCUGUACGUUAGACAACAUAGUCCGUGAUGAACAUAUUGCAAAGAUGGCGACAUGUGCAUAAUUAUUUGUGAGAUGGAUUGCAUACAGUGCAGACGUCGCAAACAUAGAUCGUCCCACGGCAGAUAUAGAGUGCAGUGCCCUUUUUGAAAAAGUUUGAAUAGUUGGAAGUUGUUGAGUCUGAGGACACGAUGCGUGAGUUUAAAGUUGUCGUGUUAGGUUCGGGUGGGGUUGGAAAGAGUGCAUUGACAGUACAAUUCGUUUCUGGUUGUUUUAUGGAAAAAUACGACCCGACCAUCGAGGACUUUUAUCGUAAGGAGAUCGAAGUGGACAACUCUCCCUGUGUGUUAGAAAUUUUAGACACCGCUGGUACAGAACAAUUCGCCAGCAUGCGCGACCUCUACAUAAAGAAUGGCCAGGGCUUCGUAGUGGUAUAUAGUUUAACAAACCAUCAAACAUUUCAAGAUAUUCGGACAAUGAAGGAAUUGAUAACCAGAGUUAAAGGUACCGAGAGAGUUCCCAUUUUACUUGUAGCGAAUAAGGUAGAUUUGGACCACCAGCGAGAAGUGACUUCUUCAGAAGGCAGCAGUCUCGCCGCACAAUGGGGAUGCCCCUUCAUCGAGGCGAGUGCUAAGAAUCGAACGAAUGUCAACGAGGUGUUUGCAGAGAUCGUGCGUGAGAUGAACUUUAGUCCAGAAAAAGAAAAAAAGACUUAUUGUUGUUGCAGUUUACUCUAAUCAUGUGGCCCCGUUACGUUGAGCGAAGUGGAACGCCAAUCGGUAUAGAGAUAUCUGCAGUGUUAGUACAGUGGGCAAGAAGAAUAUUUUCCCAGCCGAAUUGGCUGAUUCACCAACUUUCAAACCACUUCAUUUGUGUUAACUGAUGCCGAUGAGUAUUUUGAGAGAUAUACUAUCAGUUAACUUCGAGUGUUGGACAGCAAAACCACCGUUUUAAGACUAUAAGCUCAUUUCUAGUAUACCUACUUACUCAUUGAUAAUAUAUUAUAAGUAAUGGCUUAGAACAGCACAAUAUAUUUUUAUACAUUGAACAAAGUCAAAACGCGAACGAUACAUACAUAUUUUAUUUAGAAAUUUUUGAACCAACUCAUAUCUACCACCAGAUCUUUACUACCUAUUAAUGAUAGUGCCUGAAUGAUUCAACAUUGGUUGCAAUUCGACUGUUCAAGCAUAGAAAUAGAGAUGGUACCCACAUGGCCUAAAAACUAGCCACAUGGUUGCUAAAUUAAACCGGCCAAUAUCAUCUUGGUGCCCCAUUAUCAUGUGAGCUCAUAUUGUACAUAUUAGAAGACUAACAUUAUUUUAUCGAGAAAUCUGUGUUUUGUAAUAUAAAACUACUAUGUGAUGUGUGUCUGAAUGAGGAAUGAGUGAUUAAUUGACUAAAUAAAUACGAUUUUGUAAGUAUUCAAAUGUUGCCGAUAGGUGUGUGUUCUGAGAGCCAAAAAGGAUUUGUGAUAUACGUAUUAUAAUAAAAAUCAAGUGCAAA
Coccinella septempunctata (seven-spotted ladybird) is the source of this 1566-nucleotide messenger RNA. RefSeq names its product ras-related protein Rap-2a (gene Rap2l). The transcript has a single exon. Lineage: Eukaryota; Metazoa; Arthropoda; Insecta; Coleoptera; Coccinellidae. Gene Ontology annotation, molecular function: GTP binding; GDP binding; GTPase activity. The coding region runs from base 255 to 800 and encodes 181 amino acids. Gene Ontology annotation, biological process: negative regulation of cell migration; Rap protein signal transduction. Gene Ontology annotation, cellular component: plasma membrane. The record is from RefSeq and is a predicted model, not a curated record.